UAUAGGUCCUUCCAGGAUGCAUAUCCCGAUGAUUGGCAAGAGAUCCUUGACACAUUCGACGAGACACGGAUAGCUUCAGGCCCACCUCUGACCGUCGCACAGCGGUCACAAGAAUUCACGAGGUUGACAAAGAAAGUGACAUCCUUGGUAAAUAUGGCCACCGCAAAGCAUGGCUUUGAAGCAGCGCUGCUUAUGUGCGGGAAGGUCGUGAAUCAAGAUGCAUCAAUCGGGUACAUACACACAACCUCUGGUGCAGAAGAGUUUUGGGCUUCCCGUUGUCGUGCCGAUGAGGACACGAUGGUGGGGCAUUUUAAGGCCCAUGUGUACCACCAGGCUUCUCUUGCUGUUGUCGCCGAGGACGUUUACGGUGAGGCUCAGCUCAAACCUUCAGAAAAGAAAAUAGCAUUGCCUGGGCGGCACGCGCGCGCGCCAGCGCUCGGCGGGAAAUUAAUGGCACAGUCAGGAACUUUCCCAUGGAAACUAUUACCCACCGAGCUGGCGCAUCACCGUUUUGUGAUGAGAGGGUAUCCUGAAGACAUGUUAAUGCCGGGAGAGCCACAUGUAAUGGUUGCACGACCCAAAGGCAUCAGCGACCUCGAUAAACGUGAACGUGUCGUACUUGCAGAUGCCUUGCGAUCAGGCAGAUUGACCAUCGAACAACAAAAGAUGGGAGACUUGAACAAAACAUCUCCUAUUAUAUUCGGCGAGGCUCCUCCUGAAGAGUCCAUGCAUGCACGCGGUCGUCGCAUGCUUGUAGAUGGCACCAUCGAUCGUGAGGGAUUGGCCUGU
Molecule: messenger RNA, 789 nt
Organism: Suillus discolor
Lineage: Eukaryota; Fungi; Basidiomycota; Agaricomycetes; Boletales; Suillaceae
Exons: 6
Source: RefSeq, a predicted model, not a curated record